UUUUCGCGUCGGUUUGUAUGCAUUUCUCCUUUGUACAGGCACCAACAUGUGUGAUAUAAGCAUGAAAACACGGUCGCCAUGCGAUUUUAAUCCGCGAUUUACCGUCGGCACCCACGCAACUUCCAUAUCUACGUCGCAGCGUUGUGGAGCUAUUCAAUGACAACAUUCAACAUCAAUGAAGCACUAUGCAUCCAAAGCAUACCUCCUGUGCAAGAGCUCUUGUGAGCUCUCGACGGUUCUUAUGAUGAUGAUGCUUCGAUCGGAUGGUAACAAAGUGCAAAGGAUGUUGCCACCGAUUAUACUCUGCCUAUCAUCUCUUCAAGAUUCUCGCGCUCUUCCUGCUGGCCGUUUUAACCACGGCUUCACCCAUUGCAAUUCCCACUACUGGGGGUGUCUCGGUCCCGACCACUAUCCCUAGCGACGUCUCAAUCGCUAUCCCAGCCAGUACUUCGGACGAUGUCCCCAACGACGUGUCAACUGAGGUCAACUGCUAUCGCUGUGUAUACAUCAACCUGUUCUGUAAGGAAAUUGGCCUCACUGAGGACCAAUGCUUCCAAUUGCGAUGCAAAGAUCCCGACUGCUAUCGAUGUCGUAGUAGUUGCCGCGCUAACCAGCAACUCAAUGGCUCCGACUCUGCUACUGCCGGCAAUGUCGUUGCCGAGAGCUCUUCGACUUCUAUGGCUCCAGUAACGAAGCGCGAGGAAGCAAAGCGGUGCUUCUGGGUCUGUAUUCAUACAUACUGCACGCGCCAGUGUAUCGGCGACGACGCCGUUGCAGCUCUCAGGGCCAAUAGCGCGCUCGUCAUCGACGAAGCCGAUAUGAAAACCGACACCACUAUCUCCGUCUCUUCGAGCCAUGCGCAACUAAAGAACCAUUUCCUCUACCAUUGUGACUGGACCUCUGGUAUAUGCUGGACUGACCCUGUUCUUCAAGCUGUAGCUGGGAGCGAAAUCAGCAUCGAGGAAAUUCCGGACAUCCCAACCAAGGUCUGUCGCGAGUGCCACUGGGAAUGCAUGUUUGGCCAGUGUUGGGCUGUCUGUCUUCCGACAACGGCUGUCGGCUCCGCCGAUGCCGAUGCCGAUGCCGAUGCCAAUGCCGUUAUGGGAUUGUCCUCUCUCAAAUACCGCUGGGAGUGCUACUUCGGCCAGUGCUAUGCACGCUGCGUUCCAUCAGCCAAAGGAGAGGGGGCCCAGAAGCGCGGUACAUUACCUCCACCCUGUCAUGAACGUUGUGACGACGACAAGUGCUGGAUUGUCUCUCCCCGUCCACCGAUAGAGUAGGAUAACGUUUGUGUAUGUCCAUUCUAAGAAGUGUUCAAGUACGACUAUCAGCGGAACGAGAGCUGAUGAAAGCUCAGAAAUGCAGUUACGUAGGACAAAGUGUCUGGGGAAUCUGGAGGCCUUGUACCAGUAAUGUGGAGGUACAGAUUAAAGCUUCUUAUAAUAGUAAUGAAAUUCGGGUGAUUACUUUAUG
Alternaria alternata is the source of this 1473-nucleotide messenger RNA. RefSeq lists its product as hypothetical. The record is from RefSeq and is a predicted model, not a curated record. The coding region runs from base 264 to 1280 and encodes 338 amino acids. Lineage: Eukaryota; Fungi; Ascomycota; Dothideomycetes; Pleosporales; Pleosporaceae. The transcript has 6 exons.